This is a messenger RNA of Paramisgurnus dabryanus, 1302 nucleotides long. Lineage: Eukaryota; Metazoa; Chordata; Actinopteri; Cypriniformes; Cobitidae. The record is from RefSeq and is a predicted model, not a curated record.
AUGGCCUUCAUUGCUCGAAGUUCCAGAGUAGUGGUUAUUUCAGAUGGACAGUUGGAUAAUAAGCAGUCAGUCAGAGCUGAGUCUAUUAUUGCAUCAGAUAUGUCAACAGAGCAGAUUUUACGAUAUACUGAUACUCUGGCAAUAGACUACAGCCAAUCCUCCACCUCUACUAUGGAGCACCGAGAUGCUGUUUUUAAACCUCUGACUGCCAAAAGAACCGUCGAGACGGCGUCCCGCCCUCCUCUGACUCUGAUUGGCCGUGAUUCACGGCCCAUGUACCUGAAACAAACCAAUCAAACCAACGAUGGCAGCAAGUAUUACCCAGAGCCAUUACCCAGUGUUCUGCUGUAUGAGACUUUGGCAUGGGAAGUGAGAAUGCCAACAGAAAUUCAUGGCCUCAAAGGUUCCUGUCUGGUUAUACCGUGCUCUUACUCUUACUAUUCAUACCCACCUACUAACCCACGUAGAGUUGUGUGGUAUCAGUAUGUGUGGAGUGGCUACCCUAUAGUUUAUGAUCCCAGGUAUCCAGACAGUGUCAUUGACAAGUUCAGAGGAAAAACUGAUAUAUAUAGGCCUAAAAACUCAUAUCUGGAUUGUAGUCUGCUGAUCAAAAGUGUGAAUCCGUCCCACAAUGGAGAAAAAUUAUUUGCAUGGAUUGACCCAGAAAAUAUUGGAAAGAGCACCUAUAAGUUUUAUGAUGUCACCUCCACGAUUAUUGUUGACACAAAUCCACAGCACCCCAUCAUUAAUAUUUCUGGAGGUUUAAAGACCGGUGACAGCAUUACAGUAGCGUGUUACACCUUACACACCUGUCCAUUCAGAAAACCAAACAUCGUUCUGAAGGGUAUUGAAGGAUCUGAUAAAAUAGAUGAUGUUGAUAUCAAAACUGGUCAAUGGAAAACCACUCUGACACGCACCGGUGUUGUGAAGACUGAAAGCUUAGAUAUUGAGUGUACUGUAACACAUCAUGGAGGCAUAACAACAAGAGCUACAAAAUCACAAAGUGCAAAAUGUGUCCAUUAUAAUAUAACCAUUGAGCCUAAACAGGCAGCAGAUAUCAUAAAGGGUGUUGAUAUGAACUUCACUUGUACCGUCCACCAUUCCUGUCAGAAGAAUCCUCCGAUCCUCUCCUGGAACUAUGAGAACAUGUCGGUCAAAGAUGGAAGGAAACAACUUACAGGGUUAAAUGAUCUGUAUGCAGCUGUGGCAGUCAAAACUUCCCCUAAAGCCCGUAUACCAUCACCAAAGAGGUUGGAGCUAAACUUUGCAGAGACACCGGCCUUCCAGGAGCAGGAUUGGUGA